AUGUCAGACACAGAAGCCAUCUUCGACGAUUUCACAGCUCAAUUCCAAAGGAUUUCCCAUUUUGCACGUUAUGUACUCAAGAAGGACCAGGAACUUCGAGACUCGGAUGGUCCGAGAUUACAAUAUGGCAUGGGACUGAUAAUGGCUCUGUUCUUCACAGCUACUCGUUGCCGGAACUACUUUGUGCGCAGGGAGGCUAUCGCUAUACUCCAGGAGUGGCCUUGCAUUAAUGGGAUCUGGCACAGUUUGCAGGCGGCAAAAGUUGCCGAGUGGAUGGUGAGCAUCGAGGAAGAGCGCUGUAGUGGAUUGGAGUUCGUUCCGGUAGAGUGUCGAGUUAGGCUGCCCAGUCUGAGAGUGGCCCUAAAAAAGGAUGUGAUUGCUGUGGAAUGCAUGAAGCCAUCUGCUGAUGGUACCUUGGAACUCCGAAAAGCAAACCUUACUUGGCCUUGA
This is a messenger RNA of Fusarium verticillioides 7600, 450 nucleotides long. RefSeq lists its product as hypothetical. The record is from RefSeq and is a predicted model, not a curated record. Lineage: Eukaryota; Fungi; Ascomycota; Sordariomycetes; Hypocreales; Nectriaceae. The coding region runs from base 1 to 450 and encodes 149 amino acids. The transcript has a single exon.